CGAGUGGUCGUGGUGAUAGAAGCCGUUGCUUGCUUGUUUGAUUUUAGGAAUUGUGUGUUUAUGAAAAUUGUGAAUGGAAACAGUAUAAAAUAUGUAUUAAACUAUACUUAAAAUUGUGUUUCUACAUUGUUUAUUAAAUAGUAUCCAGCAGUAGUAGUAAAUUUUAUAAAUUGUGACCGAAACGUCUGAAAGUAAAUCUCGAUUCUCGUCUGAAGAUCAUGACUUAGCUGUCAAAUAUGGAAGAAGUGACAGUCGCAGACGCUCAAACUUCGACGUCGCCUGAAGUGAGAGUCGAAGAUAUUUCUGUUAAUAAUGACAUUAAAAUAGAGACUGAAAACAGUGAUAACGUAACUAAAAAUGAGAGUGGGAUUAUUGUUGAAGUAUUCGAGGACAAGGAAACUGGGUCUGUUUCCAAAGAAAAUUCUUUCAUUGAAAAUGGUUUAUGUGAAGCAACUGAUGACGCACGUUCGUUGGGUGACUUAGAUAGUUUGCCAGCUGGCGAUGAGUUAGCACUGGGCGCUGCAGGCAGUGACAGUGGUGUGGAAGGAUGCGGCCGUGCGCUGAGUAGCGGCGGAGGAUCGCGCUCGUGUGCUUCCAGCGUAGUAUCCUGCGGGUCAGGAUGUGGUUCGGAAAGUUCAUCGAUAGCUGGCGCCCCGCCUCGUCCCAGAAGACGCGUCAAUGUUACAGUCACUGAACCAAAGAGGAGUUCACCAAUCGGUACAUCAACUCCACGGCCCACUACAGCACCGAGAGGUCCAAACUUAGCUACUCGUGAACGAGCAAGAAGUAGAGAGAAACCAAUUCCACCCGAAAAACCCCGGCCGCUUACUCCAAAGCCAAAAAUAAGGCCAACUGCUGAUCUUCCUAAUCUAGUUCGUGAGAGUCCCGCUUUACGUGCCAAACCCACAAAGACUUCUACAGCUAGGUGUCGUACGCCAAAUUCGCCCAGUGAGGAAAAGAAAUGGCCAACCAAUGGGCCUAGAUUAUCUACAGUUGCAGAUGUAAGUGCAACUCGAGUGGCUGCGGACAAGUAUGGAACUCUCCCUAGACGGCGGCGAGAAAAUGAUCAAGAAGGCUCGCCAAAACAUGAUAGCACGCCACCAACGUCACGCCGUCCCACCGUCAUUCGAUCAGUUUCUUCGAGAUCAACGGUGAAGACGCGAGUGCGCAUUUAUGCUGAAAAGAUCUGUCAAACAGUUCUGCUUGGUACUGAUAUUGAAUCGGCUCUAGCAGGAGUAGUCCCCAAUAUAGAAAGCAGGAUAGAAGUAUCACGCUGUCACCGCGGUGUUCAAGCGAGUGCUCGAGACACAGAGACAACCAAACUAGUGGCAGCCAAAGCAGCAGCGGAGGCCGCGGCGACUGAGGAACGUGAGAGGAGACUACAUGCUGAAGCGCAGUUAGCCGCUGAACGCACCGCAAGGCUUGCUGCUAUCGCUGAACUGGAGAGAAAUUCCCAGCGGCUUUUGGAGCUGGCUGGUGCAGGCGCUGGUGCCGGCGCGGAAGGUUGUCUCCGAGCUCUGGAGGAACAGCUCCGCUCCGCAGAAGAGCUGGCCACUCGGCAGCGCGCGGAGGUAGACGUGCUCCGGGACCACUGCGACAAGCUGCAUGCGGAAGCAUGUUCAGCCCGCGAACGUUCCCGCGUGCUCGAAGCGCGUCUCACAGAAGCGGAACGCGAAGCGGCCGAGAUGCAGGACUUCCUCGCCGCCGAGACCGGCGCGCUGGGGGACUCGCUGCGUGACGCUGAGACCGAGAUCGCGAGGCUCAAUGCUGACUUGGAGAGGAGGCGCGGCGAGUGCCGCCAGCUGGUGCGCAUGUGCGAGCAGCGGCGGCAGGAGGCGCUGGCGGCGGCGGCGCGCGCGCGGUUCGCGCCCGGCCCCGCGCACGCGCACACGCCGCCGCACGCGCACGCGCACGCGCACGCCGCGCCGCACGCGCACCUGCACGCGCUGGACGCGCUCGCGCGCAAGCUGCGCACGCUCACGGACGCCGUGCGCGCCGCCUACGCGCUGCCGCCGCACGCGAUACAGCAAACCGUGUUCUACAAUGAAGCGUAUAGCCGCAGCGACAGCGGCGAAGCACUAUCUCCAGAAGACGAAGCCCCUAGCGGGCUACUGGGUGCCGUGCUGCGUGCGCUACGCACAGCGAGCGCGCCCGUGCUGCCCACGCCCACGCACGCGCCCACGCACGCGUCCACGCCCGCGCACGCGCACGCGCACACGGACGACGAGCACGACCGCUCGCGCGCAUCUGACGACAAUGACAACUCCGCGGACCUGCUGGACUCCGAGACGGAGCCGUGUCUCGUCACUGACCCUGAAUGUGCAGAAGAAUGGUUGUCAGGUGCCUGGAGUGGAGAAGAGUUGUCACCUGAAAGGGAUUCUUUUGGAGAUAUCGAUAAAGAGCCCGAGUCCGGGUCGGGGUCGGAGCGCGAGUCGCUGCGCACGCUGUCGGCCGCCAUGGAACGGUUGGACGUAACUGAAAAGAACGUAGCUGACGUGGUUGUGAAGAAGCUGGCCGAACUCGACGCCAGCAAGAACAUGAUGGAGCAGUACCGCCAGAAUAUUGAAACACUCAAAAAUCAGCUGGUCCAGCCAAGUGAAGACGACGACAUUGAAUUUAUUGAGCAGGAGCUCUCGACGUGCGCCGAGGCGGAGCGGCGCGCGCGCUACGAGGCCGUGGAGGGCGCGCUGUGCACGCUGGCCGCCGGCCCGCCCUGGCCGCGCCUCGCGCCGCUGCAGCUGCGCCUCGAGCGCCUCGCCUUCGCGCUCGCCUCGCCGCCGCGCGUGCCUCCCGCACCCCCCGCACCUCCCGCACCUCCCGCCGCCACACACGCCGCGCACACGCACGCGCUCGCGCACGCACACGCACACGCAGCCACCUCGCCGAUCGCGCCGCACCCCGCGUCCGCUGCGUGCACGUGAAUCGCUAAAUAUACAUUAUACAUGAAACCGGAAAUUUGUGAAACCAUAGACUAUAAAGUAUAUAUAGAAUAGAGAUGAGUAGAUUAUUCACAUUGUGCCGCGUCUAUACAGGUUUAAAAGUUAAACUGGCAUGAUAAUGUGUUUAAAAACUUUAUGCCGCGUCUACUCGGAAUUCAAAAAUAUUAAGGGUUAAAAGAAUGAAUAAAAUAUUAAAUAUCUAUUUUAGGUAGUAAAAAAAUUAUACAACAGGUAUAAUAAAGCUGCAAUAGAAACAUAAAAACUAAAUAUAAUCCUAUGAAUGUA
Zerene cesonia (dogface butterfly) is the source of this 3224-nucleotide messenger RNA. RefSeq lists its product as uncharacterized. The transcript is spliced from 12 exons. The record is from RefSeq and is a predicted model, not a curated record. Lineage: Eukaryota; Metazoa; Arthropoda; Insecta; Lepidoptera; Pieridae. Bases 237 to 2921 code for a protein of 894 amino acids.